Molecule: messenger RNA, 875 nt
Organism: Acyrthosiphon pisum (pea aphid)
Lineage: Eukaryota; Metazoa; Arthropoda; Insecta; Hemiptera; Aphididae
Exons: 3
Coding region: 421-804 (127 amino acids)
Source: RefSeq, a predicted model, not a curated record
AACCGUAUUACGCGACGUAAACUGUACAGUCGAUGAUUUUAUUCAUAUAUUUUUCAUUGUUUGAAUACAAUUACAGAACAGUUUAAUCUUAAAAGUUUGACGACAAAAUGAUUUUCAAGCGAAUUUUGAUAACGAUGAUUGUCAUAAUUUCUUUGAUCCAAGUGAGUUUCACCUAUGGUAGCAAUAACACUGUUUUCCGACGUUAAUAUUUUGACUUACGUGGCACUUUUGUCUUGUAGAAAUAUGUUAACUUACAAAAGUGUAAAGGAUCUCAUAUUAUAUUGUCUAAAAAUUAUUAAGUUACAUUUUAGAUUCUGCGUGGAGCAUUAAAAUAUUAAAUGUAUGGAUUUUACAAUGAUAUGUGUUUUUUUUUUUAUUAUUUGUGAUGAGUGAUGACAGACAACUUUUGGGACAAUAAAUAUGUUUCGAUUUUCUUCAACAGCAUUUUUUCUGUUUAUAACUUGUCCUGAAACUAAUCCAAAAGACCCAGCUGUUACUAAACCUGGAGUUAAGUCAAAAGGGCCAGCUAAAUCUAAAUCUGCAACUACAACCACUGAGUCAACGGAAGUAGGAAUAAACCCGGACGAAGAUACCGCGAAGAUACCAAAAAAAUCAACAAGCCUACGUCAUAAAUUCAUUAUUAAGCCUAUAAAAUCGAUAUUUUGGCCUGUACGAUUCUUAUGGGGAAAAUUUAAGAACUUCAAGAAUAAAGGACAAAAUAAAAACAAAAAAGUAAAACCAGGAAAACCUAUAGUAUCCGAAUCUAGCGAAGAGUAUGUAGAUGAAAAUAACAACGAAGUCUAAUACUUAGUAUAUUGUUGUCGAGGAAUGAAUUACGGUGUAAAUUAAAAUCUAAUUAUACGUUUCUCAUGUAA